AUUUUCUAUAUAUUCACUAUUUUUCAUGUGCUUUGUGAAAUUCUAUACCAAUCAUGCCCGCCAUUCACCUGUUCGAGGCAUUCACUUUCCUUCUCGAGGAUGGUAUAUUCUCGUGCAGCUGUACCUUCGCUUGACCGACAACAUUCCCACUGCUUCGACAAAGUGCUUCGACAACUAAACGAUAAGGUAGACCUCGUGCAGUACGGCAACACUCAUCAUGUCUGGGUCCGAAGUAAUUGUCCCGGUUUGGGGGGCCAGCGACGGUGUCCAUGUUCUGCCGACGAAUCAGUCUCUGCACAGAGAUGACAAUCAUUACCGACACCAUCUUGCUAUGUUGUGGUUCAAACAUGCUGGAGGGACUCGAGAAGAUACCACUUUCAAGCUGAACCAGCUGCCCAUUGGCUACUCCGGCUGGGAGAGGACUCGACAGUACCCGGACGGAAGACGACACGUUGAUCGUUAUCUUUAUGGCCACCCCUCUGGCAAACGAUUCGAUUCUUUGCCAAAAGCUUUGACACACUUCCAGCACUGGCUAGAAUUUGGCCAUAGCAAUGGUUGUCCUUGCGUGCUUUGUGGUGGCAGGACAUUUACAGCUGCGCCCGAAGUCGAGCAAGAAAACAACGCAGCAGUCAUGAAUAUUGAUUUCAGCAAGCUUGACAAGACCACGCCGUACUCGAUCCUUGGCCUAGGACUCAAUGCCACCAGCGAUCAGAUCAACCAAGCGUACACGAACAGGUUCCUCUUCGUGGACAUCGAAUCGGACGACCCAACCUCAUACGGUCAUCGAUCACUGAUAGCCCUGUCGCGGGCGAAAGAGAUACUUGAGGACGAGCGGCCGAUCGGUCGACAGCUUCUCAAUAGAUGCAUACGGUGUGCCAAGGAGGGUCAAGGGAAAGAUGAGCCGUGGGAGUUCUUGGGUCUGGCGAGAGACGCAUCAGAGGAGCAGAUCGAGACCGCAUAUCAGGCAUGCAUGGCAAAUUGGUCGGAGUACGAGAAACUGGCUCCAAUGGUGUUGCACUGCAUCGAAGCUGCGAGAGAGGCGAUGCUGCGAGCUUUGUCUUGAAGGAAGUCACUCUCCAGGCACCGAGCAAUCG
This is a messenger RNA of Cercospora beticola, 1094 nucleotides long. RefSeq lists its product as uncharacterized. Lineage: Eukaryota; Fungi; Ascomycota; Dothideomycetes; Mycosphaerellales; Mycosphaerellaceae. Gene Ontology annotation, biological process: silent mating-type cassette heterochromatin formation. Gene Ontology annotation, cellular component: rDNA heterochromatin; SHREC complex; mating-type region heterochromatin. The record is from RefSeq and is a predicted model, not a curated record.